CUUCGUCUCCAGCCAGAGAUGAAAAGCAUCAAAUGAGUGAGAGAAGAAUGGAGGAAACACCACAGAGUCUGCUGCUUUGUAAGUACAGAACAUCUGUUAGUUUAUCAGAUGAUUACUGCCUGUUCUGCUGAUGAUUGAUGAUGGUGGAGGAUGCAGGAGAAACAAGUUAGACUGAAUGAACUUUAGUUUCAACACUAAAAGAUAAAAGAUCAUCUUAAUAUGUGAACUAAACACAUGAACCCAGCUUAGAAACUAUUAAAGGAGAAGAAAGCUCCAGAUGUUCCAUGGAGGUCUCCUGGAGGUCUGCUUCUAUAUCAGACAUCAGUUUUAUAUCAUAACUGAGAAGUUUUAUUGAAACCAGUUUAAAUGUUGUCUGUAGGUCUGAGUUUCCUGCUGUGCUGCAGAAUAAACCAAGCUGGUCUGACUGUGAGUCCCAGUAGAUCUCAGUUCUUUGAAGAAGACUCUGUGUCUCUGAGCUGUGAGGAGGACAACAUCUCUGCUGGAUGGACUGUGAGGAGAAACACAACCAGAGAAACCAGAACUCAGUGUGGAGACAGAUGGUGGAGAAAAGAAGGUUCUACCUGCAAAACCAGCAGCAUCAGAGAACAUGAUACUGGAGUGUACUGGUGUGAGUCCAGAGAGGGAGCAGCCAGCAGCAGCAUCCAGCUCACUGUCUCUGGUGGAUCAGUGAUCCUGCAGAGUCCUGUCCUCCCUGUGAUGGAGGAAGAUGACGUCACUCUGAGCUGUCAAACAAAGACUUCCUCCAACCUCCCA
This is a messenger RNA of Girardinichthys multiradiatus, 774 nucleotides long. Its product is annotated as Fc receptor-like protein 5. Gene Ontology annotation, biological process: cell surface receptor signaling pathway. The record is from RefSeq and is a predicted model, not a curated record. Gene Ontology annotation, molecular function: transmembrane signaling receptor activity. The transcript is spliced from 3 exons. The annotation marks the transcript as partial. NCBI's taxonomy places the organism in Eukaryota, Metazoa, Chordata, Actinopteri, Cyprinodontiformes, Goodeidae.